ACAACCAACGAUUCGCAACGUUCAUUACCUGUUGCUACGUCUACAAGAGAUUCAGCUAGAUCCAGAUCCCAGACUCCAUCAUCUAUACCAUGGCGGACGCAAGCGGCAUGCCCAACAUUAUCUCCUUCACCAAGACCUGGCACUCGGAGCCUUACGAGUUCAUCUCCCCCACCCGCCCCGAGCUCUCCGCCGCUGGCAAGAAUGUCUUGGUCACGGGCGGCGGCACUGGCAUCGGCAACGCCAUCGCUGCCGCCUUUGCCAAAGCCGGCGCCAAAUCGGUAUCCAUCCUCGGCCGCCGUGAGGGCAAGCUCAAGGCCGGCGCGGCCAACAUCUCGGCAGCCGCAUCACGGGGUACUACCAAAGUUUUGUACGAAGCGACAGACCUCCUGGACCUCAGCCGGACCAAGGCUGCGUUCCAGGCCAUCGUCAACAAGGUUGGCAAACUCGACGUGCUUGUCGCAAAUGCCGGAGGGCUCCCUGUUCCGGGCCCAAUUGCAGGCUACGACGGCGAAAAGUUCGUCCGCGGCGUCACAGAGGGUGUCCUGAGCCUCUUCAACGCCUUCCAGGCUUUUAGGGAGCAUGCCGGCCCCGAGCCGAUCCUCCUCCACACGUCCAGCUGCAUGGCCAACAUUGCCCCGACUCCUGCCAUGGGCGGCUACUCGGUCAGCAAGGCGGCGGCUCUCAAGCUAGCCGACUUCAUCGCGGCCGAGAACCCGGAUAUUCAUGUCGUCAAUGUGCAGCCGGGAUGGGUAGCUACCGACCUGAACGGACACCAGAAGGAGGCGACCGACACCGUUGAUCUGCCCGGACACUUCUACGUCUGGCUGGCGUCGGCUGAGGCCAAGUUUCUGAAGGGAAAGUUUGUCUGGUCCAACUGGGAUGCUAAAGAGCUGCUGGAGAGGGCGGAGGAAAUCGAGAACUCGACGCUCCUCAGCUGGGUCGUGGAUGGGGCUCCGAUGUAGGCGGCUUAGAUGGUUGGAUGUUCGUGAUGGCUGGCGAGUGGAUGCGUGGGGGACAAGAACUCUUAUAGAAAAGAACACCAAGGAUGGUAGAUGGGUGGAGGGGUCAUGAGAGUGAGAGAAUCGAAGAUAGACGAGAGAAAGAAGGGCCUUUAUUUUUGCCCGUUGCCUGCAAGAGGGAGCCUAUUCUAGUAUAAUGGUGGCUGUUGACAUUCGCAUUAUUGAGUUAUGUCAACGGUCUUGGGAGAGUCCUAGAAGCGGCAAGCAGCCUUGAUUAGAUGCACAGACCCAACGAUUGAAUGCACACAACGAUUGUUGAUGAUCCUGUGUAACGGUCCCAGGAGUAUAUUGCAACUAGCUGGUGACGACUCUACGAGUUUG
This is a messenger RNA of Parathielavia appendiculata, 1340 nucleotides long. Its product is annotated as NAD(P)-binding protein. The record is from RefSeq and is a predicted model, not a curated record. The transcript has 2 exons. The coding region runs from base 90 to 962 and encodes 290 amino acids. NCBI's taxonomy places the organism in Eukaryota, Fungi, Ascomycota, Sordariomycetes, Sordariales, Chaetomiaceae.